UAAGUAAUACAUUGGCAUAGCUUUGCCAUUUGUCAGCCAGCAGUCUGGUAACACAUUUGCUCGUCAAUCUAAUUUUAACCUUUUCUCACACAAGCACUUGGUAUUUCAUGUAAAUCAACCAGACAUUCUGUUUUUUACUAGGGCUGUAUCUUCAUAGUCUUCUAAAACCAUGUGCUUCACCCAAAAUAUUCAUUUUAACUUGUGGAAGGAUAAUUAAAGCUUAUGAGGUACUUAAGGACUGUUAAUACCGGAACACUUGGAAUCUGUUUAUUACCACAGCAAAGAUAAUUAUGUCUAGCGAAGAUUUUUGAAAAUGAGUAUGAUAACAUCUUUCAUCAUUUUCUGAAAUUAAAGGCCUGUCCUGAAAGCUGGUUUUAGAAGGUUCAUUCCACAACACGAAACCUGAAAAAAUGGGAUUUAUACAUCUAUCCAGCCAGAAUUGAAAACGAAUGGGGAUUGUAUUGUUUUUCCUGUUCUUUCUUUUUCUCCAAAGAAAUAACAAUGUACAAGGAAGCUGUCCUCCAGGCAGUGCAGUAUCUUGUGAAGAUUGUUUGCUCUCUGGACCGCAGUGUGCUUGGUGUUCUCAAGAGAAUUAUACUGAUGAAUCUGGAAUUCAUGGAAGGUGUGAUACUCUGGAAAAUCUUUUGUCAAAAGGAUGUCAGUGGAACUUCAUUGAAUUUCCAAUUUCUAAAGUAGAAAUUCACAAAAAUAAACCCCUUAGCGUAGGAAUCCAGAAGAAUAGCUCUGAUGUCACACAGAUUUCCCCUCAAAAGUUAACUUUUAGAUUGAGACCAGGAAAUGAAGAAACAGUACAGAUCAAAGUUCGCCAGACUGAAGAUUAUCCAGUUGAUCUCUAUUACCUCAUGGACCUUUCCGCUUCAAUGGAUGAUGAUCUGAAUACAAUAAAGGAAUUAGGCUCAACUCUCUCCAAAGAAAUGUCAAAACUAACAAGCAACUUUAGACUGGGUUUUGGGUCUUUUGUUGAAAAGCCAGUUUCUCCAUUCAUCAAAACCACAACGGAAGAAAUAAACAAUCCUUGCAGAAGUGUUCCAUAUGAUUGCUUACCCACCUUUGGAUACAAGCAUGUUUUGCCAUUAACAAAUGACGCUGAAAAAUUCAAUGAAAUUGUGAAAAGACAGAAAAUCUCUGCUAAUAUAGACACUCCGGAGGGAGGAUUUGAUGCAAUUAUGCAGGCAGCUGUUUGCAAGGAAAAAAUUGGGUGGAGAAAUGACUCUCUACAUUUGCUGGUGUUUGUGAGUGAUGCUGAUUCCCAUUUUGGGAUGGACAGUAAACUGGCAGGGAUUGUUAUUCCAAAUGAUGGGCAUUGUCACUUGGACCACAAUAAUGAAUAUUCCAUGUCAACAGUUCUGGAGUAUCCAACAAUUGGACAACUAACAGACAAGCUUGUGCAAAAUAAUGUUUUACUAAUUUUUGCCGUAACAGAGGAACAAGUUUACUUAUAUGAGAAUUAUGCUAAACUUAUUCCUGGAGCUACUGUUGGACAACUUCAGAAAGAUUCUGGAAAUAUUCUCCAGUUGAUUAUUGAUGCAUAUAAGGAGCUGCGAUCUGAAGUGGAGCUGGAGGUGUUAGGAGACACAGAAGGAGUCAAUCUCUCUUUCACCGCAAUAUGUAACAAUGGUACCAUUUUUCCACACCAGAGGAAGUGUUCCCAUAUAAAAGUGGGAGACACAGUCUCUUUCAACAUGACAGUGAGCCUACCUACCUGUGAGAAAAGGCAAAGGCAAAUUGUAGUAAAGCCUAUGGGCCUGAGUGAUGCCCUGGAAAUUGAUAUUCAGCUGGAAUGCAGCUGUAACUGUCAGAAGGAGGCUGAGAUGAACAGUUCUAAAUGCAGUAAAGGAAAUGGCUCUUUUGAGUGUGGAGUGUGUGCCUGCAACCCUGGCUACAUGGGUCCUUACUGUGAAUGUAAUGAAAAUUCCCUGAGCACAAAUUCCUGUAAAGGGUCUCCAGAGCAGAGCUCCUGCAGUGGGCGAGGCGAUUGUUACUGUGGGCAAUGUAUUUGCCAUUUCUCCGUGCAUGGAAGUAUUUAUGGGCCAUACUGUGAAUGUGACAAUUUCUCUUGUGUGAGGUUUAAGGGAUUGCAAUGUGGAGGUAAUGGUGACUGUGACUGUGGUGAAUGUGUAUGCCACAAGGGAUGGACUGGUGAAUACUGUAACUGCACAAGUGAUGUUAGCGCCUGUGUUUCUGAGGACGGAAUGCUGUGCAGUGGAAGAGGUGAAUGUAUUUGUGGAACAUGUGUUUGCACAAAUCCCGGGGUCUCGGGUAGCACAUGUGAAAGAUGCCCUACAUGUGGUGAUCCAUGUAGUUCCAAACGGAGCUGCAUAGAAUGUCAUUUGGCUUCUGAUGUCCAGUCACAGAGAAAAUGCAAUGAAAAAUGUAAAUUAGUUGAUGCAACUAUCAAUCAUUCGGAAGAUUUCCCAAAGGAUAAAUCCAUUCCUUGCUCUUUGCAAGGGGAAAAUGAAUGUGUUUCUACAUUUCUAAUGGCUACAGAUGAACAAGGAAGGACAAUUAUUCAUAGCAUAAAGCAGAAAGAUUGCCCACAACCUCCAAAUAUUCCAAUGAUAAUGCUGGGUGUUUCUCUUGCUAUCCUUCUGAUUGGCAUUGUUCUACUGUGUAUAUGGAAAGUGCUAGUUUCUUUUCAAGACCGAAAGGAGGUUGCCAAAUUUGAAGCAGAAAGAUCAAAGGCCAAAUGGCAAACGGGAACAAAUCCCCUGUACAGAGGCUCAACAACCACAUUUAAAAAUGUAACUUACAAGCACCAAGAAAAGCAAAAAGUGGACAUUACUGCAGAUUUCUAUUAGCACUUCAGACACUGGAAAAUUAGUUUUACUGACAGAAAAUGUAAAAGCACUAUUUCGUUUUUAUUUCUUAUGACUGAUUACAUGGACAUUUGUUGGCACAUCUUAGUGAUACAAAAAUUCAGCUAGAGCAAAUAUAUUUUGUGUGUAUUGAAGAUACUGUAAACAACUGCUACAAAAGGAAUGCUACAAAACAACACAUUUAAUAUUAAGACCUACAAAUUAGAUUUAAAGAAAAAGCACUGAAGAGUUCUGUGGAAUUUACUCCACAAAGAAAAUAAAACUUCACCAUCAAUAAGCACAUUUUCCUGAGUUUAUCUUGUAUUUGCUAUUUAUGGUGAAUUUUACUGCACAUUGUACAUGAUACAAUGCCACACAGAUGGUGCAUGCCCAGACACAAUCAGUCCACACUGUUGGCUUACAUAAAAUAAAAGACAGGAAUUUAUGAAUGACAAGAAUAAUGUCUGCAAUUCUAGGAAGUUUAGGGAGUCCUGAUGCCAGACUAUGGGCUUUGGUAUUGGUUUAAUCAGUAACAACUGAAUUUGUAGCCUUUCUUACAUAAAUCCAAAAUUUAUAAAAAUAUCUUUGCAACCUCUUUGCCUUUCCCUCUUUCUUUGCCUGUCUCCUUUCCCCCUUUGGUGUUCUACCCUUUUCUUUAAGGACUCACGCUUAAGGCACUGCCAAAAGUGAAUACUGUUUAAAAAUAGCCAGAUUGCUUCCUCUGAGUUCUAGUGGCGACAUUCUAAUACAAAAUAAAAAUGUUUGUCAUUGUUCAGAAAAUUCAGUUGGGCAGCUUUAAACAUGAAGAUAGCCCUGGGAGUUCUGAAAAAUCCUACUCCUGUGCAGAGAUCCUGUGCCAUUUAAUCCCAAUUAGACUCAAACGAUAAACCUAUGAGCUGUACAGGUUAUUGUGCAAGCCCUUUGCAUAGAAGAAAAUUUCAUGCAUAAAACAUAGAUUUAAUAUCAUACCCAUAAUUGCACUGUUUUGUGGAUAACACACAUAAAUAAUACUUUAGGUAUCCAUAGCAGCAGCGUAUUUUAACCUGUCAGUCCAUUUAUUCUAGUACAAGAGAAUAACUUCAGCCCUUUUUUGGAAGUUUUUCAAAUAAGCAGUUAAUAAUUACUAAUUCCACUUGCUAUUCAUGACAGUGACUUUAAUAAUGAUUUUAAAAGCUCAGUUUUUAACUAGAGUUGCUAUCUAUUUGCCAUAGAUCCUUAGUAAAAAGAAAAAUUGUGAUGGCAGGCACAAAACUGAAGAAAAAGCAGUUGAGGAGAUAAAAUACAAAUUACACCAUCAAGAAUUUUUUAGAGAGAGAAAAGGGUGCUAUAUUUACCUAACUAAUCAUUUCUUCUGAAAUGUUUUAACCUGAAAUUCAUGGUAAAGAGAUUCAGAGUGCAGACUGUUUUUACAACAGACACACAUGUUAUCUGAAAACAUUUUUUAAAAAGCAACAUGUUGGCCUAUUCACAGAAUAACAAAACCAAUAUUUUUCCUUGUAUUAAACUACAAUUUUGAUCUAAAAAUCCUUGAAGGUGUUUAUUUGAACAGCCUGUGUAACUUCAAGUUUUUAUAUCCAUACAUUGCAAAUACGGGAUGUGGUGUGAAUUGAUUUAUCAGGUAGGUCUGACUAAAACCUGAUUUUUUGGGGGCCUGAUCCAAAGUCUACUGAAGGACAGUGAAAUAAGGUGAGACAAUAUAACAGCAUGUGAAAUAAUUUCAGUGUGAAGGGUUUACUAUAAAUCUAAUCUCUGGAACUGGAACAAGUUAAUUAAGCAUCUGUACUUUUAGGUAUUCUUGCCCAACUAAUAGUAAAAGCUAUGUUUAUGCAGAGAGCCCAGAUUUGCAGUUCUUGCACUCAUACUGAAGUCAGUGAAAAUUUCAUAUCAUAUGAAAUCCUACUUCUUUAACCAUAUGAAUUGUUCCACUGAGUCAAAAUCAUGAAGACAAUAGGAGUUCUGCAACUGACUUCAAUGAGGUCAGGAUUUUACCACUGACUUCAGUUGGAUUAUUGCACAAGUAAGCAUAGCAGAAUUUGAACAAUGGAACGAAUGUAAAGGUAAAAUAGAUAUUACUUGUACUUUACAAUAAACACAAAAGUAUCAAUUGAGAAUAAUUUUUAAAAGAUUAAAAAGCUUCUUCUAUUUGGUGUCUCUAAACUAACCAAAAUUCUUGUUGUUUUAUUAAGCAUGUUUUAAGUUAGAUUUCAGAAUGGCUGACUCAAUGAUCAGUAAUAGGAAGCAGAGCCUUUCAUCUUUAGGUCACCAGUUUACAUAUAGGGCCACGUCUCUAUUUGCCACGAGAAAGAUUGACCUUCUGGCAUUCAAUUUAGCAGGUCUAGCAAGGACCCACUAAAUCAAAAACUAUAAGGGUACCUAGUCAGCGCCAGUACUCCUCAAAUUUUGUGAUUACAAGAAGUAAGGGAAGCCAGUGGGAGCAUUUGCUCCUAUCAAUCUCCCACUGGGAAGAAAGCACUAAGCUUGGCUGAAGGUAUGUCAACUUCAGCUAUAUUAUUUAUGUUGUUGGGGUUUUGUCAUUAAGCCAACCUUCCGGGUCUAGUGUAAACCUGGCUUAGGAUAAUUUUGUGGUGUAUGAAAGUAACAACUUCUGGUAUUUGAACAGUGUGCAGUAUCCCCUAAGAGAUGAGUGUGGUACUCUGUCCCAUUCCUAAAGAGCACUGCACAUCACAAAAUCACUACUAUCACUGAGAACAGAGAAACUAUCCAUUUUCCAGGAGGAAAAUAUCUGUGCUAGUCAUUAUACAAACACAGUAAAAGAAAGUCCCUGCCCUGAAGAGCUUACAUUCCAUAGGAGACCCUUCAAAUACAGAUCGUGCUGAAAGCUCUUUUUAAUUAAAAUCUGUGCGGCAAGCUUCCCAGAGGUCACAUAGAAUAUUAUAAGAUGUUGCUCAGAGACCAGUAGCAUUUACCCCAGCUCUGGGAGUGGGGUUUAUCCUUUUAGUUGGAUGGUAAUAUUUGUUAUCUUGUAGAUACUUUUAGCAAACGUAUACUACCAUUUAUUCUUCUUCAAACUUUGAGUGUCUGUGUGUGGUAUUGGGCAGAGGGGGUUGGUCGGGAGAAUUAAAAGGUUUGGUUUUUUUUUACCCUGUUGUUGUCAUGGAUGUUGUUUUGACCUAAGGCUGGACCUGGAGAAAGGCCAAAACGUUGUUAAUAGAUGUACUUCUGUUCACUGAAGAGUAAAACUAAGUAAAUAAAAGAAUGUUCAUAGCCCUUUUUUUGUAUGUGUGUAUUUGACAUACAUUAAAAAUUAUAAUUU
Molecule: messenger RNA, 6090 nt
Organism: Pelodiscus sinensis (Chinese soft-shelled turtle)
Lineage: Eukaryota; Metazoa; Chordata; Testudines; Trionychidae
Gene: ITGB6
Product: integrin subunit beta 6
Biological process (GO): cell-cell adhesion; cell migration; integrin-mediated signaling pathway
Cellular component (GO): focal adhesion; integrin alphav-beta6 complex; cell surface
Molecular function (GO): integrin binding
Source: RefSeq, a predicted model, not a curated record